This is a messenger RNA of Megalobrama amblycephala (Wuchang bream), 1243 nucleotides long. It is a transcript of the gene chmp4c, whose product is annotated as charged multivesicular body protein 4C. Gene Ontology annotation, cellular component: multivesicular body; ESCRT III complex; cytoplasmic side of plasma membrane. Lineage: Eukaryota; Metazoa; Chordata; Actinopteri; Cypriniformes; Xenocyprididae. Bases 196 to 915 code for a protein of 239 amino acids. The record is from RefSeq and is a predicted model, not a curated record. The transcript is spliced from 5 exons. Gene Ontology annotation, biological process: vesicle budding from membrane; late endosome to vacuole transport via multivesicular body sorting pathway.
AGAGACAUUAUUGUGGAGCAGUUUAUUUGCCCACAGGUUAGGUGUUGAAUUUCAGGAAGAGUAACGUUGGCUUAUGUUGGUGUUUUGAAUUGAAUCUGAAAAGCAGACUGUCAAGAAUUGCCACUUUCUUUUCGAGAUCCUAUCUGCGUACACGUUGGAUUUUUAAAUAGAAUUACAAUCAAUACCUUCGAAAAAAUGAGUAAAAUUUCAAAGAUGUUUAAAGUGAGCUCAUCAAGCUCAUCCAGCUCAAGGCCCACCUCUAGUUCUGGAUCCAGUUCUAGAUCUAAGCACCGGUCCCGGUCUGGUCCAUCGCCACAGGACGCCAUCAACAGACUGAGAGAGACCGAGGCCAUGCUAACUAAAAAACAGGAAUACCUGGAGAGCAGAAUCGAACAAGAGCUCACCAUUGCCAAGAAGAAUGGAACCAAAAACAAGAGAGCUGCACUUCAGGCUCUUAAGAGGAAGAAACGUUUUGAGCAGCAGCUGACACAGAUCGACGGGACCCUGUCCACUAUUGAGUUCCAGCGAGAGGCCCUUGAGAAUGCCACCACAAACACAGAGGUUCUGAAGAACAUGGGUUACGCAGCUAAAGCCAUCAAAGAGGUUCACCAGAACAUAGAUCUGGAUAAGAUUGACUCCCUCAUGCAGGACAUUACAGAACAACAAGAAGUAGCUCAGGAGAUCAGUGAUGCCAUCUCUAAACCUUUUGGUGAUCAGUUUGAUGAGGAUGAAUUGUUGGCAGAGCUGGCAGAGUUGGAACAGGAAGAACUAGAAGAAAGUAUGAAGAAUAUGGACAGAUUACCAAGUGCACCAACCACCAAACUGCCCAGCACAAGACCAAGCCACCGUGCAACCUCCAAGAAGAGAGUGGAGGAUGAUCAUGACAUGAAGAGGUUGGCUGCCUGGGCUUCAUAAGCAGCAAUGCACACAAAGCUCCUUCUUCAUUCUACUUUUUUUUCACUUACACUUUUAGCUCUAUAUCAUGCAAAGAAUUGCAAGAGCUUUUAGUAAAAAAAAAAAAAAGUAGAAGAGAAAUUAAGCUAAACUUUUCUAUUUUGUAUUAAAAAAAAAUAUUUUUUUCAUGUGUUGGUCUUUAAGAUGAAGGAUUACUUUGCUGUAAACUUUGUGUAAAUAGUAUGUAUUCAUGAGUGAAGGAUAUUAAACUUAAUUUUUAAUGAGGCCUAAAUGUAAAUGUACUGGGGUUUGGGUGAAAUUAAACUUUACAUACCGAAUUUAUAUCAAA